CGCCGAAGAAGCACACGCGCGUGGGGAUCGUUUUUUCAACAAGCGAACGCGUGCGAGCGUUUGUCGUUGUUGUGAAUAUUUUCGCCUUUGGCGCAUAAUUACUUGCCCCCAGGAAGGGGAGCUCCGUUCCGGCACGGGCCGGAAGUGCAGAAAGUUGACAGUGGCAUUAGAGUGCGGUGAAGUGUCUGGUGUAAUUGAUCGAUCGAUCAGGUGGCGCCUUAUUAUUGCUCGAGGCGAAAGCGCACAUCAAUUGUUUGAAGUGAAAUUGUUCUAAAUUGGAGUGAAAACGAAUGCAGUUCGCGUGAUAGUGAAUCAGCACCAGCAGUAGUUUUUUUUUUACCAGACAAACCUAGAGUGUCCAGGCCUGAUGCUGCAACGACGAAAUCAGUGGCAAAAGUGCAUACAAUAAAACGUACAAUAAAAUAAAUUGUAGCAGCUUAAUCGUCGAACAGCCGUCAAAACGUGGAGUUGUUGAGAGGCAAGAAAAUCACUUAAUUGGCAGCAAGCGAGCAUAUCAUCCUCGGAAGGCGCCUUCUUCGGAAUCAAACAGAAUGCGACUGAAAAGUAACGAUUUAGCGUUAUCGCUACUGUUACAGCUCAUCUACAGAUGCAGCGUUGUGCUGGGGCAUGGCCGGCUGAUGGAGCCACCGGCUCGAAAUGCGAUGUGGCGUUUCGGGUUUCCAAACCCUGUAAACUACAACGAUAACGAACUCUUCUGCGGUGGGUACGCCGUCCAGUGGGAACAGAACCAGGGGAACUGUGGCGUGUGCGGGGAUGCAUACAACCUGAGAAUUCCCCGGCCGCACGAGGCAGGGGGUGAAUACGGGAAGGGUAUAAUCUCUAGACGGUACUUCGCGGGCCAGGAGAUUGACGUGGAGAUCGAACUGACGGCCAACCACAUGGGACGAUUCGAGCUGUUCUUGUGCCCGAACAACAAUCCGUACUACGAGGCUACCCAGGAAUGCUUCGAUCGUUAUCCGCUGUUUCUGACCGGUACGAAUGAGGUGCGUUACACGAUACCACCUGAGGCGGGGAAGAAGGAAAUCUUCCGGUAUCGGGUGAAGUUGCCGCGCUUCGUCACCUGUACGCAGUGUGUCCUACAGUGGACGUAUUAUACCGGCAAUAUGUGGGGUCGGUGCGACAACGGAACGGAAGCUGUUGGAUGUGGGAAACCGGAAACGUUUAGAAAUUGUGCUGACAUCAGUAUAGUAUCGAUUACGGGCGGUAUACCGCCGUUAUUCGUGGAGAGCAAAAAUCCCUUCUUGUUGUACUACAGGGACUAUCGGGCACCGGAGUCGGACAAUGUGUUCCCGCUUAUUAUUCGGGAUCAAGUAUGCCUGCCGACGAAGGCCUACCGGCGAUUUAUCGGAAUGGACGACUGGUGUCAGAACAACUGCCUGCGUUAUCCGCCAAACUGUCCGGAAACGGUUUGUCACUGCCCACAAACCUGCGAUGCGAUUGGUGAAUUGGAGGGACGCGAUGGAGCCGAUGUGUACUGCAUGGACGCGUGUCUGACCUACAAGUCCAAGUGUCCAACGAACCGGUGUCAUUGUUACUAACCCACGGCGUCUCGGGACAUUUGUAGUAGGAAACGAAAAUAAAUAUUAUAACAACCCGAGGUGGAAGUGGUAGAUAGAUAAACGUGAAGCGGACAGGGGGAUGGAAGAGGGAUAGCAAUUUGUUCAACGUGUAACAGAAAAAAAUACUUGCCGAAAUACGAUAAAAUAGACCAGUCAGUGAUGAGUUCUUUCUUGGAAAGGAAAUUUGAUUUGGCCACUGCCAGCAACUGUACAUUAUGACAAGCUGAAGCAGUAGAUUUAGGUUUCUUCAGCCGUUUUGUGGAACCUUAAUUCUUUUUGUUUACUGUUUGUGCUUUGUAGCCGGUUAUUUUCUAGUUUUGCUCAAAUAAAGUGUGUACAAAUUAGA
Molecule: messenger RNA, 1926 nt
Organism: Wyeomyia smithii (pitcher-plant mosquito)
Lineage: Eukaryota; Metazoa; Arthropoda; Insecta; Diptera; Culicidae
Exons: 6
Coding region: 552-1559 (335 amino acids)
Source: RefSeq, a predicted model, not a curated record